AUCCGGGGAGAGACUUCCCUUCCGUCCCGGUUUUCGGAAGGGAUCGUCCCUCCCGGCCGGAAGUCGGGACGAAAACAGACACCGGACGACGGCGCCCCAGGCUUUUCCCGCGGCUAGAGCGCGCGCCCUUCCAGGUAAGAGAGUCGACGUCAUCGCCGUCAGCCAAUGAAGGACGGUCGGCGGAUCGACCCGAUCGACGGCGGAGAGGCGGGCGGUGCCAGUGUCCGAUCGACCGCCGACGACAUGAGACGCGGAGUACGCUGGUUGAUCCUGCUAACCGGCGCCCUGGAGACGGUGGUCUUCACCGGCAACAUCUUCGGCUGGGCCGCCCUCAACUACAUGCUCAAGCGACAGGGCGUCUACCGCCACCUCUGUCCUCCCUCCAACUUCACCCUCGACGCCAACGCCACGGUGUCUCAGGAGUCGGGUUGCCACGAGCAGGACCAGAUGCUGAAUCUGGCCUUCACCGUGGGAAGUUUCUGCACGGGUUUCACCGCCUUCGUCUGGGGAUUUCUGCUGGACAGUUGGGGUCUGAGGACCGUUCGUCUGCUCAUCAACGGACUGAUCGCCAGCGGCACCAUCAUGCUGUCCGUCACCAACCCAGAGACUUCCUACCUGAUCUUUCCCGGGCUGACCCUGAUGUGCCUGGCCGGAGUCCCGCUGAGGAUUGCCAACAUGCAGAUCGCCAACUUGUUUCCCAAGCAGAGGUCCACCGUCAUCUCUUUCUACAGCGGAGGAUUCAGCGCCUCGGCUUCCGUUUUCGCUUUCCUAAAGUACCUGUUGGACGCCGGAGUGUCCUGGGAGUGGACCUGGUUCGUGCUGGUGGCCUGUAGCGCCGUCAUGUUGCCCGUCACCCUCUUUCUGCUUCCUCCGGACCGGAUCGGCGACGACAACAAAAGCAAGAUGUUUUCGGGGGUGGCGGAAGUGGCCGUGGUUUCUCCCGUCACCUUCGGAAAGUUCAGCACCCUUCCCAAAUCUCCCGUCUACCCCAGGAAAAACCCGGAAGUCGACCGUUACGAUGCCUCCCCCGCCGAUCCCUAUCCUCCCCGGCCUCCUCCCGGUAAAGGAAGAGUUCCGCUGAGAAAGUCGCUGCUGUCCUUUUCCUUCCUGGCCCACCAGUAUUGGUUCUCCUGGGUGCUGCUCUACACCGUCAUCUACAUAGGGACCCUGCACCUGUGGAUCGAGAGGGUGACCACCGACUCCCGAUCGGCUUCCGGAUACACGGAAAUCUACGGACUGGUGCAGAUAACCGGACUGGUUCUGGCGCCGCUGGGCGGCGCCGUCAUGGACUUCUUCGUGGGCAGAGCCGCAAAGGAGGAGGACCCCCUGGAGAGGAGGCUGAAGACCGCCCGAGCCGCCUUCUUCCCCAUGCUGAUCACCACUCUGACCGAAGCGGCCAUCCACGUCUGCAGGUUUUUCUUCGUGGAGGCGGCCAUCUACGCUUCCAUAGCGCUGAUCACCCUUCUCAGAUCGUCGUUCGUGGGAGUGGGCACCGCCUACCUCAGGACCAGGUUUCCCGCCGACCACUUCAACCGUCUUCUGGGCAUCAUGAGCACGGCGGCCGCCUUCUACACCCUUCUGCAGUUCCCCUUUUUCGUGUGGGAGGCCGAGAGUCGGACGGACAGUCUCUACGUGAACGGAGUGUACUGCGUCCUGUUGGCCGUGGCCCUGGUUCAUCCCCUGCUGAUGACGGUCACCCCCUUGCAGCGACGCCUGAUGGAGAAAGAGAGCGCCCGACAAGGGGAAGGAGAGGCGGGAUCCGAGGGGGGAAGAGUGUAGGGCGCGUCCCUGUAAAUUAUUGUAGCCAUUAAUUCUGUACAGAGAUAAACUUUUAUAAUAAAGGUCGUUUUCGCCCGCCAAGGGCGACCUCAUCCA
Centruroides sculpturatus (bark scorpion) is the source of this 1875-nucleotide messenger RNA. RefSeq names its product solute carrier family 43 member 3-like. Lineage: Eukaryota; Metazoa; Arthropoda; Arachnida; Scorpiones; Buthidae. The record is from RefSeq and is a predicted model, not a curated record. The transcript has 12 exons. Bases 166 to 1779 code for a protein of 537 amino acids. Gene Ontology annotation, biological process: transmembrane transport. Gene Ontology annotation, molecular function: transmembrane transporter activity.